AUGUUGAAACACCUCGCUCUCGGCCUCCUGGGCCUGCAAUCCGUCGCGGCGAUGCGCUUCGCCAUGUACAUCGACGAAUACCACACCAACGGCCUCCCUAGCACCGACCAGACGGAAGGCAUCUCGCACGCCAUCAUGGCGUUCGCGCCGUCGACGCUGUUCAACUCGGACUCGCCGGCGCAGUUCACCCCCUUCGAGCCCGUGUCCACGAUGCGCAGCCGCUUCGGCCCCAACACCAAGGUGAUGAUCGCCAUCGGCGGCUGGGGCGACAGCUCGGGGUUCUCGCAGGCUGCGACGGAUGAGACCUCGCGGAACCGGUACGCGAAGAACGUGGCCGCCAUGCUGGAUAGUCAUGGGUUUGAUGGAGUUGACAUCGACUGGGAAUACCCCGGCGGCAACGGGCAAGACUACAAACAAACGCCCAACAGCGCGAAAGUGAGCGAAAUAACGACCUACCCGCUCUUCCUCUCCGCCAUGCGGUCCGCCAUCGGCCCCAACAAGACGCUCUCGAUCGCCGUCCCGGGCAAACUGGGCGACAUGAUCGCGUUCACGCCCGAAACCGGUCCUCAGAUCUGGCCCUCGGUCGACAUGGUCAACGUGAUGACGUACGAUCUCAUGAACCGUCGCAACAACGUCACCAUGCACCACACGUCGGUCAAGGACUCGCUACGUACGAUCCAGGCGUAUGCGGACAUUGGGCUAGAGGGGGAGAAGACGAACCUGGGCAUGGCGUACUACGCGAAGUGGUUUGAGACGGAGCCCGGGGCGGGCUGUGACGAGCAGCCGCUGGGGUGUAAGACGGUCGUCAUGGAGAAUGAUGAUGGGAGUGAUAAUGGGAAGUCUGGCGCCUUGACCUUCGAGAAGAGUACCAUGGGGGCCGCGCCGAAGGAUUUGAAAAUCAGUUAUGAUGGUACCUGUGGUGCCGAUAAGGGGAAGUGUCCCGAUGGACAGUGUUGUAGUCAGUAUGGGAACUGCGGCACAACCUCCGACUUCUGCCAAGCAGGCUGUCUCUCCGACUAUGGCACCUGCAAGGGCAUCUCCCUGACAGACUCCUGGCGCGCUGCCCUCUCCUCCGGCAAGACCGACACCGACCUCGGCGGCCAGUACUACUUCGACUCGCCCAACAAUAUCUUCUGGACCUGGGAUACCGCCGACCUCAUCGGGCGGAAGUUCACCGAUAUCGUCGAUGAGAGUAAACUGGGCGGCGUCAUGGCGUGGAGUCUCGGUGAGGAUACCUUGGCUUGGGAGCAUUUGGGGGCCAUGCAGGAGGGGGUUAAGGGGCGGUCCUAG
This is a messenger RNA of Aspergillus heteromorphus CBS 117.55, 1290 nucleotides long. RefSeq names its product glycosyl hydrolase, family 18. Gene Ontology annotation, cellular component: extracellular region. The record is from RefSeq and is a predicted model, not a curated record. Lineage: Eukaryota; Fungi; Ascomycota; Eurotiomycetes; Eurotiales; Aspergillaceae. Gene Ontology annotation, molecular function: chitinase activity; chitin binding. Gene Ontology annotation, biological process: chitin catabolic process; carbohydrate metabolic process. Bases 1 to 1290 code for a protein of 429 amino acids. The transcript is spliced from 4 exons.